Messenger RNA from Mya arenaria, 3886 nucleotides. RefSeq lists its product as uncharacterized. The transcript has 10 exons. Bases 579 to 2789 code for a protein of 736 amino acids. The record is from RefSeq and is a predicted model, not a curated record. Lineage: Eukaryota; Metazoa; Mollusca; Bivalvia; Myida; Myidae. Gene Ontology annotation, molecular function: chitin binding. Gene Ontology annotation, cellular component: extracellular region.
CUGAAAAUGUGUUUGAUCGAGUUAACUGCUGUAACAUUUAAAAUUAAUAGGCAAUAUAUUUUUGCCAAUGUGUACUUUUGGAUUGUUAGUCAUGAAGAGUUUUUAUGCUGAUAAAUGUGACCAGAUAUUUAACAAUAUAUUAAAAACAAUGGAUUUUGUAUGAGACUUGUUGCAGAGUUUUGAAAUUAUGGUUUAAGUUUGAAAGGCAUGUUGAAUUCUAAGUAUCACAAAUUUAAACUGUGCGAACACGUGUUAAAACUUUAAAAACAGAUUUGACAAAAUACAGAAAUAAUAAAGAAGUUAAAGAGUGGACAAAAUACAGAAAAUAUUAUAAUGCCACAGAAAAACCAGGGUAAAAAGAUUUGAAAACAAAAUACAAAAAGACUAUAAACAAAAGUUACAGUACAAUUAGAGGAAGAAGAUGAUCUUUAGUGUUAUGCUAGGCAGUCCAAACAUGUUCUCAUUUUACGUAAUCAUUCAUGGAGAGCUAGUUGUUUGUUUUGAAUGAUUAAAAUCUUAAACCACGGACGACGCAGCAAGACGGAAUGUCCUUGCAAAUUUAAACAUCACUAAUAAGAAUGGCAGAGACAAGAGGCCAACGAUUUGGGCAAAGACGGAAGUCAGACUCGUGCUUUGCACAAACGCGUCCCCCACUAGACUCCCGCCGGAGGGACUCUGAGCAGCCUGCAUACAGACGGUCAAGAUCAUUUGAACCUCUCAGGGAAAUCACUAAUAAGCCGUCGCUGCAUACUUCCACAUCCUAUGGUGACUUUGAAGGGAACACCAGCACCACUUCCGGAAGUUCUUUCAUGCGCGGUGACCGCACCACGCACUCGGCGCCACCUACCGAGCUGGACCGGAAGAAGAAAACACGAGGCCGGGAUGACGAAACGAGAACCUCGUCGGGUUAUAAUUCAUACAGUGAACUUUCAGAAUUUGCUAGAUCAAGUGAAAAGAGGAAAAGUGCUUCUCUUAAAUCCAAUAGAUAUUCAUCAUCAAAUGACGCCGAUCAUGAUGAUAGAUAUACACGUUUCCCAAAUAAACACAAAUCCAUGGACACUCUUGAAAACAAACACAAUAGGUCCUCCGCGAAACAUAAACAUACAGAGUCAAGGAUGAGUAUUUGUAGCAGUGAACCUUCGCAAAAUUCUAGUAAAGAGCGAUCUUUAAAAAGAAACACAGACAAAAACAGUAAUUCGGACAAUUAUUUUUCGGACGGCAAAUCAGUGCCUACGAUCGGAAACGUAGCUGUGACAGUGACAAACAAUGUAAACUACGAUCCAAAUGAUCCAUUUUCCUUUAUACAGCCAGUAGAUGUUCCAUUUCUCUUGAAGUUAAGGAAAUGCGCUGGGCCUAUCAGCGCGGUGUUGUUGCUCCUUAUACUGGCUGCUGCACUUGGUGCAGCUAUUUAUUUUGCCUCCGCUCUUAAAGAAAAGCAAGAGAAACAAAUUGAUCUCCUUGGUGCCAAUUUAGCAAUGAAGAUAAAACAUAUCGAAAACAUAGAAAAUAUCGAGGACCUGUCAAAGUCACAGUUGACUGACUUGAGUCAUGGCUACUGCAAGCAGAUGGACCGAAUCUACAUUGAAAGUGCUUUCAAAGAAACCUACAGGGGAUGUGAAGUGAUAUCAAUCAAAAAUAGCUAUAUAAACUUUACCCUGUUCUUCGUCGAGAAGGACGCAACCUCGUCACAGAUCAUGGGUGUUAUAGAGAAAUCUGCUGACAAGAAGACGGAAGAGUCAAUAGAGCUAGCAGUUGUGGACAAAUUUGAACUGGAACUAGGUAGUCUAGAAAUACAUAUGGAGAGACGUAUGGAGCCAGAAACGUUUGAUAAGAAAAUACUUCAAAUCACCACAACCACCACUCCGAAACCUACAACUGAAAAGCCUUCCACCCCUUCACACCCUGCGGAAACGCCUUCACCAACUGCUAAGGCUAAUCCUGCAGCAGUUCCCGUCGGGACUACACCUCAAAACACGAGGAAGAUCAAACCACAACCUGCAGAUCUACGGGUGUAUUCAUGGGAUCCCUGUGCGGAAUACGUCGGCGAGUACUUCCCCCAUCCAGUGGAGUGUAACCAGUACUUUCAGUGCUCCAACGGGCAAUCCAUCAAACAUACGUGCUCAAAGGACCUUCUUUACCACUGGAGAGAUCUCACAUGUGUGACAAGGUUUACGUCGGGAGUGGAGUGUCCAGAGCGAGGAAGGGCGCCUCCCAAACCCAUACCAACAACGACAACAACAACAACCACGACGACAACAACAACAACAAUGAAAAAACCGACAACAACAAUCGCUGAAGAUGAUUUUUUUAAGGAACGCCCGACAGGCGAUCCGACCAUGGGAGAUGCAGAAACAACAACUGAAAAGCCUAUUAUUCUCUCAGAGAUCGCCGCCAAAUUUCCUGAGCGCCCGCAAUACUCCUCUACUCCUUGCAAGGGCACAGUUGACGCGAAUCUUUAUCCACAUCCGCACGAUUGUGCCAUGUUUAUACAGUGUGUAAACGGUGAUGCCAAGGUCAUGAAAUGUUAUUCCGGGCUGGUGUUUGAUCCUUCUAUCAACACAUGUAUACCACGGGAGUCCCUUGUAUGCCCAGACAUAAAGCCCUGUGCAGAGAAAGAUAGCGGAUAUUUCCCCCAUCCGGUCAACUGUAGAAAAUUUAUUCAGUGUCAACAAAAGAAGGAGACAGUGAUGGAAUGCCAUGGGGAUCUCGUAUGGAGUAUAGCCGUGAAUUCAUGUGUUCAUAAAACGUCUGGGAUUAAAUGUUAUAAUAUUAAUGAAGGUGAAAAAUAAGCAAUGAAAUGUGGCAGUACAGGCGUGAACUCGUGAGUUUACAUUAAAAAGGGUUUACAUGCACCUUAAUAUUAAUGUUUGGUUGGAUAUUGUAGUACAGGCGUGAAUUUGAGUUUUUACGUUAAAAAUGGAUUACAUACACAUUAAUAUUAAUGUUUGGUUGGAUAUUGUAGUACAGGCAUGAACUCGUGAGUUUACGUUAACAAUGGAUUACAUGCAUCUUAAUAUUAAUGUUUGGUUGGAUAUUGUUAUACAGGCGUGAAUUUAUGAGUUUACGAUAAAAAGGGAUUACAUGCACCUUAAUAUUAAUGUUUGGUUGGAUAUUGUAGUACAGGCGUGAAUUUGUGUGUUUACGUUAUAGUAUGGGUUACCUGCGGUUGGAUAUAGUACUACAGGCGUGAAUCUGUGUUGUCACGUGAUAAUGGGGAUUUCAUGCCAUUUUAUAUUAAUGUUUGGUUUUAUAUUAAUGUGCAUACGUGUUUUGUGUGUUUACUUUAUUGUAGGGGUGACCUGCUUUUGGAUAUAGAAGACAGUACUGUUUUCAUUUUAUGUUAUUGUUUAUCUGUCCGUGAAUAAUGUAGUACAGGCGUGAUUUUGUGUGCUCACGUUAUAAUAGGGAUUACCUUCCCUUGAAUAAAUAUGUUGGUUGUAUAUUUUAAUACAGCUAUGAAUUUAAGUAUUCACGCUAUUGUAGGGGUUACGUCCCCUUAUCAACUAGUUGUCACCGUGUUCCAUGGAAAUAUUAUUCAAGUAUGUUUGUCUAGUUAAAGUGAUGUGUAAUUUAUUUAAAAGUUAGUAAUUGUGUUAAAAUAUGAUUAUGUGCUCAUGUAUUUAUAUAUAUAGUUAGCUUGCCUGUCCACUGUUCGGACUGUUGUUUCAAUGUAUAUUUAGCAUUAUUUAUUAUGUGUUCUUAAAAAGAAUACAUAAGUACACAUGUUUGUGUAUAAUUGCAUUUUUCUGCAACACCUUAUUAUUAUGUCUGUUGACAAUGUGAUUGUAUUUCAAUAUGUUAUCCGUUAAACGACUUUGUCUCGCUUAUAUAUAGCAGUGUACAGUACAAAUCACAUGAAUAUAUGUUAUUGAAUAAAUGGAACAAU